AGUUAAUAGACUAUGGCAAUGAAUGAUUUUGUGUUUAAAUGAUUGUAUCAGGAACAAAUACAAUCACUUGACAGUCAGAUGGACUCCACAUCAGCUGCUGAUAACAUAAAGGAAGAUGCUGUGAGCAAGGUUUUGGGAAAAGACAAACCUGGACGAGUAAGGGGCUUUGGUAGAGGGAUUACAGCUAAUAAGCUAGCAUAUCUGCAAUUUAGAGACGCUAAGAUUGCAGAAAUGAAAAGUGAGAUUGAAGAGUUAAAGGGGAUGGUGCGAGAAUUAGCUGAGAAGAAGAAAAGUAAUGUUGAUGCUGAAACAUCUGAGAGUAGUGGUGGAUUCAAAGAAGGAGUCAGAGUACAAAUACUGGAUUGGAUUGAAUCAGAGGAUGUUGUUGUUGGUGAAGGAGAAUUCUGCUCUGCUGAACCGAAGUACAAAAUUGGUCGUAUACCAAUUGGUCCUAAUGCAGUGGCUAUCGUAGUUAAGUAUGCACUAAGCGCAUCAGCUUCACUCUGGAGGCCUACUACGGAUGUGUUAACUCUUGAUGAAGCUGUGGGAUACAAGAUAUCUUGGCCAAUGGAUAAAGUGAUUUUGGAUAAGGAUCCAAACUGUUCUGAAGAUUUAUCUAUGCAAAGCAAGGAAGGUGAAUAUCGAAGAUGCAAGAUAUAUGAUUGGACCAAUGAUGAGGACGAGGUCAUUGCUGAAGGUCUCGUGUGCUCUUCAAAAUCCAAAGACAUGGUUAACAACAUACCUCUGGGUCCCAAUGCUGUUAGUGUCGAAGUAGUGAAGGUGUUCAAUGAUCAAGCAUAUUUGUGGAGGCCAACCGCUGAUAUGUUCUUGAUUGGUGAUGCACUUAGCGAGAAAAUAGCAUGGCCAGUCCUAAAGGUUGAAGUCAUGCCUACACCCGCUACAGAAGUAACACCAACUAAAUGUGCAGGGAAGAAAAUAGCAUCACCUUCGAAGCCAGCCAAGAAAAAAGCAGUGAGUCCAGGCAGCACUAGUUCGACCAGAAGUCCGAAGCAGAAGUGCACUCUCUUGGAUUGCAACAACUCUGGACGUAAGGUAGCUGAAGGAAGGGUAGCUUCAACGGAUCCGAAUGAGUUGUGCCACUUUGUACCCCUAGGUCCAAAUGCAAGCAAGGUGUGGAUUGAUGUGGCUAAGAUCGGUGAUGCAAAAGUCUGGAGGCCAAAUUCAGAGAUUGAAUACAUAUCUGAUGCAAUGGGUUCGGUUGUGGCAUGGCCAAAUGACAAAAUCAAGUUUGUCUAAAAUUGUCGUCUGAAACAUUUUUCAAGUUGGUUCUCAUCGGCUAUGUAUUUCUAGUGUGUGAUCGAAUGUUUAGGUACUUUUUUACUCGGUUGAAAUCAUGUAUGAUAUUAUGUAACAGUUAGCAGACAAAAAAAACAAAAAUUAUGUGUUAUAUUAUGAUAUAAGGUUAUGUGUGAAAAUGUUUAGCUUGUUAACCCCUAUACCCUUAAGUGCAUAAUUUUACAUUAAACCAUAAGCUUUAAAAAUUAAAUCCACAGACGGGAAGACCAAAAAUUAAAAUC
This is a messenger RNA of Brassica napus (rape), 1538 nucleotides long. RefSeq lists its product as uncharacterized. The transcript has 4 exons. The record is from RefSeq and is a predicted model, not a curated record. Lineage: Eukaryota; Viridiplantae; Streptophyta; Magnoliopsida; Brassicales; Brassicaceae. Bases 79 to 1257 code for a protein of 392 amino acids.